This is a messenger RNA of Schistosoma mattheei, 1774 nucleotides long. The record is from the annotation of a GenBank genome assembly. Lineage: Eukaryota; Metazoa; Platyhelminthes; Trematoda; Strigeidida; Schistosomatidae.
UUGGUGAUCCCCUGCUACUAGACACGGGAGCCUGUUAAGCGAAAGCUUCUUCUAUUCCGUCCACAACCAUUCGAACUACGUUUAGACCUUAGUCGAUUGUUCAUGUCGAAAUAUUACCAUACACUAUCUUGCAGUUGUGAUUAUUAAGUAAAGGUAGCCAUUAACUGUUCUCACUUCGGUAUGUUCACAACAGCUUUAUAUUAUUGAGUGCUGACAACUGUUGUGUAUUACAUCUCUUUUUUCAUACGACUAAGAGGAUUUCAACUACGUAAAUUCUUUAGAUGUGAAGAAAUAGCCACAUACUGUCGAUUUCAUAUAGCUAUGUUAGACUGCCUCGCAUAAACAAUAAUUUGCGUUAUUGUAACGUUUACGAAAUCCCGUGCUGUGUACAUGACUUAUGUUAUUACUUUCUAAUUUCUUCUAAGAUGUCUAACUGAUGGAAAUUGUCAGCAUUGAUUCGCCGAAGUUCCGAAUAGGAGAUCUGAGAAAGCAGUUUAUUUCCUGUCUACCCGAUGAACAUAAAAUAUUGAAGGAAAACGAAGCUAGUGAUCUUCUUACAUCUGAGUUUAAGAAGAUCGUAACUGAUUCUUCAAUAUUAAAGCAGCUUGAGAAUGAUUGCAGUUUGGAAAAUUUAUACGUCGAUAGAGAGUACACGACCUUAGAAGAAAUCUUAAAAAUCAUACCAUCGAGGAAGGAUGAAAAGCAGCUGAAAACCCUAACUCAUUUACUGAAAGAAACUGAAGGUUUGAAUUCUAGAACAUCAGUCCUCACAGCGAUGCAAAGAAAUCCUCGACCACUUGUGGAUAUGUCUUACCGAAAUUCUGUUGAUGAAUCUCCAGAGGCCACAGAAGUCAUCCCGGAUGUAUUUGUGACCGUUCUUGUCUACCGACCAUUUAGCCUUCCUAACAUUGAUCCCUGUGCACAGUCUCGGCAACUAGUCAUUACUCAGAGGUUGGUGCUGUUGUCCAAACAAAAUCUCACGGUCUUAAGGGAAGCUAUAAAGUGUUCACAAGAUAAAGUUUGGCUAGGAGACUGUAGCGAGGCCCUUGAUAAUCCUGAACUGCGUGUUUCGGCGGAUAAAAUAUACCCUUCUUCAUACUUUUUCAUUGAAGGCACAUUUUAUGAUGAUUUGCGGAAGACAAAUAGCAAGAGCCUUGGGGAAGAGGUUAUACAGUGGGCGAAAAGCAAGAAAGAACUUAAGACGUAUGGGCCUUUUACAUCAUUACCAAUGGAAUCAGUGACUCUCGCAAAUCUUGUUAUUUGUAUUGGAAAGCCAUAUUUCUUCGUACACCAAGGAAAUUGUGAACAUAUGAUUAUCUUCUCCGAUAUCCGUCUUGUAGAUCGUGAUUCAUGUCAAACUGAGUCCUUAUUCCCAAUGCUCACCGGUCGAUGCAAUGUACGUGUAAUGCAUUGUUUCGUCUGCAGACGUCUUGCAUCCCGCUGGAUAGUUACAGAGUGUGGGACAAUUUUACCUGUCGAUCCAUGUCCAAUAUGUGACACAAUAAAUCUUAUGGGUCUUCCUAGAGAAGAGAAAAACAAUGAACAAGCAGCGAACACAAACCCAUCAGUAGGAGAAUCAAGCGCAGAUAAAGUUGCGGCUGCUACUUUCGGUGUUUUAUCUGAAAUUUCAAGUCUCUUAAACACAGGUUUAGAUAAUGAAGAAUUGCUGAUGUGCAUCAAACUAAUUGAGAGCGGUGUGAACCCAACUACUCUAGCUUUACUUGUAAACAAUGUGAAACAACAGUGCGAACACCUUUCUGAACUCAAAAGAUAA